This is a messenger RNA of Alosa alosa (allis shad), 4978 nucleotides long. RefSeq names its product 5-methyltetrahydrofolate-homocysteine methyltransferase (gene mtr). Gene Ontology annotation, biological process: pteridine-containing compound metabolic process. NCBI's taxonomy places the organism in Eukaryota, Metazoa, Chordata, Actinopteri, Clupeiformes, Clupeidae. The coding region runs from base 172 to 3978 and encodes 1268 amino acids. The record is from RefSeq and is a predicted model, not a curated record. Gene Ontology annotation, molecular function: cobalamin binding; zinc ion binding; methionine synthase activity. The transcript has 33 exons.
CAAGCAGUGGUUGCUAGCUCUGGGCUCAUGUAACCUAACCUGGCACUUCCACAAGGCAUCCACGUGGAGAGAAUCAAAAUAACGUUACUUUCGCUGCAGCCCAAGCUGUGUCGACUGAAUCGCCUGUUCCAGUUGACUGUUAAAAAAGCAAGAACUUCUCAAGUCUAUGCAAUGGCGCCUACAAUGCAUCAAUGUACUAAAGUUACUACUGGAUCAGAGUCUGUCAAGUCCUGUCUCGAGGAUGAACUCAGAGGGCUUCUUCAGAAGAGGAUUAUGAUCCUAGAUGGUGGCAUGGGCACAAUGAUUCAGCAGAGAAAUCUGGAGGAGGAAGAUUUCAGGGGCCAAGAGUUCAAGGAGCAUUUGAAAAGCCUGAAGGGGAAUAAUGAUCUUCUGAGCAUCACCCAGCCAGACGUAAUCUGCUCUAUACACAAGGAGUAUCUGCUUUCUGGAGCAGACAUAAUUGAAACAAACACAUUCAGCAGCACAAGCAUUGCACAAGCAGACUACGGCCUAGAGAAUUUGGCAUAUCGCCUUAACAAAGCAUCUGCAGAGGUGGCCAGGAGGGCAGCAGAUGAUGUCACUGCUGAAACAGGUACCAAAAGGUAUGUGGCAGGAGCUAUGGGCCCCACCAACAGAACUCUGUCUGUGUCUCCAUCUGUGGAGAGGCCGGAUUACAGGAAUGUCUCCUUUGAUGAGCUUGUGGAAGCAUACACUGAACAGGCCAGAGGGCUGUUGGAUGGUGGAGUAGAUAUCUUGCUAGUUGAGACUGUCUUUGAUACAGCUAAUGCAAAGGCAGCUCUGUUUGCAAUUGACAAACUUUUUGAGGAGUGCUAUGAGCGAAGACCAUUAUUUAUCUCUGGGACUAUUGUGGAUAAGAGUGGCCGUACUUUAUCAGGCCAGACAGGAGAGGCCUUUGUCAUAAGUGUUUCUCAUGCAAAACCUAUGUGUAUUGGUUUAAACUGUGCACUUGGAGCUGCUGAAAUGAGGCCUUUUAUUGAAGCCAUUGGGAAAAGCACUACAUCUUUCAUCAUUUGUUAUCCAAAUGCAGGUCUUCCCAAUACAUUUGGGGGGUAUGAUGAAACUCCAGAGUUAACGUCAGCACAUUUAAAGGAAUUUGCCACUGGUGGGCUUGUGAACGUCAUUGGAGGUUGUUGUGGAACGACACCUGCUCACAUACGGGCAAUCGCUGAAGGAGUGCAACAUUGUCAGCCCAGAGUUCCUGCCCCAAAUGUUUUCAAUGACUACUUAUUACUAUCAGGCCUUGAGCCUUUUCGUGUAGGUCCAUAUACAAACUUCGUCAACAUUGGUGAGCGCUGCAAUGUUGCUGGAUCACGCAAAUUUGCCAAACUCAUCAAGGCCGACGACUAUGAGGAAGCAUUGAGCAUCGCUAAAGCUCAAGUGGAGAUGGGCGCCCAGGUACUAGACAUCAACAUGGAUGAGGGUAUGCUGGAUGGUCCUGUUGCCAUGACACGUUUCUGUAACCUCAUUGCUUCAGAGCCUGAUGUUGCUAAGGUACCGUUGUGCAUCGACUCGUCUAACUUUGCGGUCAUCGAGGCAGGCCUAAAGUGCUGUCAGGGGAAGUGCAUUGUAAACAGCUUGAGCUUGAAGGAGGGGGAGGCUGAUUUUCUAAAGAAGGCCAACCUUGUCCGUCGCUAUGGAGCUGCACUUGUUGUCAUGGCAUUUGAUGAAGAGGGGCAGGCAACAGAGACUGAGAGGAAAGUGGAGAUCUGCAGCCGGGCCUACCAUCUCCUGGUCACUAAAGUAGGCUUCAAUCCCAAUGACAUAAUCUUUGACCCCAACAUCCUCACCAUUGGCACAGGCAUAGAGGAGCACAGCAUAUAUGCCAUCAACUUCAUCAAGGCCACCAGAUGCAUCAAGGAGACCUUGUCUGGGGCCAGGGUAAGCGGAGGACUGUCCAACCUAUCCUUCGCCUUCAGGGGAAUGGAGGUGAUCAGAGAGGCCAUGCAUGGAGCCUUCCUCUACCAUGCCAUCAAGGAUGGACUGGAUAUGGGCAUAGUCAAUGCAGGCAAUUUGCCUGUUUAUGAUGACAUUGACAAGGAAUUAUUGGAACUUUGUGAGAACCUCAUCUGGAACCGUGACCCAGAUGCCACAGAGAAACUACUCGUUUAUGCUCAGGCCGCAGCCAAAGGAGGGAAGAAGGUUGUGCAAACCGAUGAGUGGAGGAAGGCAAAUGUCGAAGAGAAACUUGAAUAUGCAUUGAUAAAGGGUAUUGAUAAAUAUGUUGUUGAGGACACCGAAGAGGCACGGGCUAACUCUUUGCGCUACCCUCGACCUUUGCAUGUGAUUGAAGGACCCCUGAUGAACGGCAUGAAGAUCGUGGGUGAUCUCUUCGGUGCUGGAAAGAUGUUUCUGCCACAGGUGAUAAAGUCUGCUCGUGUGAUGAAGAAAGCUGUUGGCUAUUUAAUCCCCUUCAUGGAAAAGGAGAGAGCGGAAAUGCAGGCAAACUCUUCAUCUGUGGACAUAGAUCCAUACCAAGGCACUAUUCUGCUUGCUACUGUUAAAGGAGAUGUUCAUGACAUUGGUAAAAACAUUGUGGGUGUUGUGCUGGGAUGCAACAAUUUCAGGGUAAUCGACCUGGGGGUCAUGAUUCCAUGUGAUAAAAUCCUAAAGGAGGCAAUAGAGAAAAAAGCAGAUAUCAUUGGUCUGUCUGGCCUCAUCACUCCAUCUCUGGAUGAAAUGAUUCAUGUAGCAAAGGAGAUGGAACGCCUUGGGAUGCAGAUCCCUUUGUUGAUUGGGGGUGCAACCACGUCCAAGACUCAUACUGCUGUAAAAAUUGCCCCGAGUUACAGUUUCCCAGUGGUACACGUUUUGGAUGCUUCACGGAGUGUUGUAGUGUGCAGUCAACUUCUCGAUGAGGAUUUGAAAGACGAGUACUUUGAAGAAGUUUCUGAGGAAUAUGAAGAAAUCCGGCAAGAUCACUUUGACUCAUUAAAGGAACGACGCUUCCUUUCUCUCAGCCUGGCAAGGGAGAGAGGUCUACACAUUGACUGGCAGGCUCAGCCUAGACCAGUACUUCCACAGAUCAGUGGCACACAUGUCUUUGAGACAUAUGACUUACGGAAGCUGGUGAGUUUUAUUGACUGGAAGCCCUUCUUCGAUAUUUGGCAGCUGAGAGGCAAAUACCCUAAUAGAGGCUAUCCCAAAAUCUUCAAGGAUAAAACAGUAGGAGAGGAGGCCAGAAAAGUAUUUGAUGAUGCCCAGAAACUUUUAGAUAAGCUCAUAGAUAGCCAAGAGCUUUGGGCUCGAGGACUAGUAGGUUUCUGGCCAGCACAAAGUGUGGGGGAUGACAUCCAUGUGUAUGCUGAGAACACCUGCCCACAACUCAGCCAGCCUAUUGCCACCUUUUAUGGGCUCCGGCAGCAGGCUGAGAAAGACUCCGCAAGUUCAGACCCUUAUCUUUGCCUAUCUGACUUCAUUGCACCUAAAGACAGUGGUGUCUGUGACUACAUUGGACUCUUUGCUGUGGCCUGUUUUGGUGCUGAGGAACUAAGUCGGAAAUUUGAGAGCCAAGGCGAUGACUACAACAGCAUCAUGGUCAAAGCACUUGCUGAUCGGCUUGCUGAGGCUUUUGCUGAAGAACUUCAUGCCAGAGUUCGCAAAGACUUGUGGGGAUACUCUACUGAAGAGGACCUCCAGGCUUCGGACAUGCAUCGCAUCCGCUACUCUGGCAUCCGCCCUGCGUCUGGCUAUCCCAGCCAGCCAGACCACACAGAGAAGAUCACCGUGUGGAAGCUGGCUGAUAUCCAGGAGAAGACGGGUAUUGGAUUGACUGAGUCUCUGGCUAUGACUCCUGCUGCUGCUGUCUCAGGGCUGUAUUUCUCCAAUCCAAAGUCCAGCUACUUUGCUGUGGGAAAAAUCACCAAAGAACAGGUUGAAGACUAUGCCAACAGAAAACAGAUAUCCGUAGCUGAUGUGGAACGCUGGUUGGGACCAAUCAUCGGCUAUGCUACUGACUGAUCCACACCUGCUGCUGUGAUUCCAGUAUCAACCCUUUAUCCAGUGUUUACAUAAUUCUCAGGACUUUUAGAAGUGUAUUUGUAAACGUCAGGUUUGUUUUUGUCUUUUAACACACAUUUUUUAAAAGAAUCAUUUUAAUGACCAAGCAUUGUUGCAUGGUCCUUUUAAUAGUGACCUUGCCAGUAAAAUGGCAGACAACCUUCUUAGCCCUAAUUAAUAAGAAUGCACCUCUGAGAAGAUUUAGAGUUUGUGGAAAAGACAACCCAUGGUUUAAUGAAUCUAUCUAAUCCUCUAUUAGAGCAAGGGGUAAUGCAUAGGCCAAGGCUAUAAAAGGAAUGAUGCCAGACACUGGUUAAUUAUGGCGUUUAGUAACAAAUUCACUAGAUUGAAGGAUAUCCCAGUUAUAUCCUUAUCGUGCUACAAACUAAAUGUUUCCUUUGUUGGCGAUAUGAAUGGGAAUCAGGGGGAUAAUGGGAUAAUGACCUUUUAGGUGUCACAUUAUACUACAUGAAUAGACUCCGCAGAGGAAACUCCACUCCGCUUUGUGUUGACUUCUAUUUCUUUGACUCAUCCAAUAAUACUGUUUAGUGGGACACCUCUGUGGCCCUUAUUCCUUACAUAAGGGUCGAAGGCACCCUUUACUUUUAAAAAAUCAAAGAAAAAUUAAGGGUAAACACAAUAUUUCAAAUGUAUUUAGCAAGCCUUUAAUCAAUGAUAAAGAUGAAAAGCCUUUAAUCUUAAACACUCAACCAAGUCUCCUUGGGGUUUUUAACCCUCUGAGGACUGAGGGUACUUUCAGACACUCUGGAUCCAGUAUUUCAAGUUGCUUACAUUUUCAAUAAUAUCAUAGCAUGCCAAAAUCAAAAGUCAAAUAUACUUAUUUAUUUAUAAGUCCAGGCACAAUAACAUGUCAGUGGUAUGUAUGACUGUUUGACCUGUUUUUUUGUCCAAAACCACUAUCAAAUAAACAUACUGAAAAAAUCUACAGCUAUCAAACUUA